Messenger RNA from Dromiciops gliroides (monito del monte), 3434 nucleotides. It is a transcript of the gene TENT5B, whose product is annotated as terminal nucleotidyltransferase 5B. Gene Ontology annotation, biological process: mRNA stabilization. Gene Ontology annotation, molecular function: poly(A) RNA polymerase activity; RNA binding. Bases 140 to 1447 code for a protein of 435 amino acids. The record is from RefSeq and is a predicted model, not a curated record. The transcript is spliced from 2 exons. NCBI's taxonomy places the organism in Eukaryota, Metazoa, Chordata, Mammalia, Microbiotheria, Microbiotheriidae.
CCCCGUCGGUUGAGUGGGAACGUCGGGGCCGGAGCCCGCAGAGCCGCCGCCCCCCUUCCAGCACCCGCCUGCUUCCCUCCCCCCUGCUCUCCUUUCCCCUCCCGGUUCUUGCCGUUGAGGCCCCGGGGUCUGGUCAGAGAUGCCGUCGGAGAGCGGGGCUGCGAGCCCGGACGCAGCAGCGGUGGCGGCGGUUGCAGCGGUGCCCCCGGCCCUGGUCACCCCCGCGGCAGCCCCUCCCCACAAACGAGACGGGCUCAGCCCGGAGCGUUGUUCCGGCGCCCCACGACGGCGCUUCAGCCGGUUGAGCUGGACGCAGGUGCAGAGACUGGACGCCCUCCUGGGCGAGGAGGUCCCCAUCCACGGCCGGGGCAACUUCCCCACGCUGACCGUCCAGCCGCGCCAAAUCGUGCAGGUGGUCCAGAGCCGCCUGGAGCAGCUGAGGGUCCCUAUCCACAGCAUCCGCCUGAACGGCUCGGCUGCCAGCCAUGUCCUGCACCAAGACAACGGCCUGGGCUACAAGGAUGUGGAUCUCAUUUUCCGAGUGGACCUCCAAGAUGAGGCCGCCUUCCAGCUGGUGCGAGACACAGUGCUGGCCUGCCUCCUGGACCUCCUUCCGGCUGGCGUGAACCGGGCCAAGAUCACGCCGCAGACCCUGACCGAGGCCUACGUGCAGAAGCUGGUCAAAGUGUGCACGGAUGUGGACCGCUGGAGCCUCAUCUCCCUGUCCAACAACAGUGGUAAGAACGUGGAGCUUAAAUUUGUGGACCGCUUGCGGCGCCAGUUUGAGUUCAGCGUGGACUCCUUCCAAAUCAUUCUAGACUCCAUGCUUUUGUAUAGCCAGUGCUCCUCUACCCCCAUGUCUCAGGCCUUCCACCCCACGGUCAUGGGCGAGAGCCUGUAUGGGGACUUCGAUGAGGCGCUGGAGCACCUUCGGCACCGGCUGAUAGCCACCCGCAAUCCCGAGGAGAUCCGAGGCGGGGGCCUGCUCAAGUAUUGCCACCUCCUGGUUCGAGGCUUCCGGCCCUGCCCUGGCACGGAUGCCCAGGCCCUGCAGCGUUACAUGUGCUCACGCUUCUUCAUCGACUUCCCGGACUUGGGCGAGCAGAGGUGCAAACUGGAGCGCUACCUGCAGGCCCACUUUGGCGGAGGCUCGGGCCCGGCCUGCUAUGCCUGCCUGGUGACCCUGCACCGCGUGGUUAAUGAGAGCACUGUCUGCCUCAUGGGUCACGAGCGGCGACAGACGCUGGACCUCAUUGCCACGUUGGCCUUGCGGGCCCUGGCUGAGCAGGGCCUGGUGGCUGGCACCACCUUGGCCUGGCACUACCAACCCACUUCCUACCCUGGCAGUGACGGGGCCACCCCUACCCUCAACUACUAUGUGACCCCCCUUCAGCCACUGCUGGCUUGUGGCCACUCCUCUUACCCAACCUGGCUGCCUUGUAACUGAGUUGAGAGGGGUGCGGGAGUUGGGGUGGGGGGGACUCUGUCCCCAACCCCAGCAGGCUCCGGAAGUCGCACACUCUGGCCUAUUUGCUGUUGGGUUGAGGGGGGGUGUGGUUUGGGGUGUCUAAGGAGUUGGUUCUGAUCAAGCCCAGCCAGAGGGGGCAAUGGGGGUCGCAGCCUGGGGGGGUGGGGGAGUUAUUUCACAGCAUGGGGUCAGUCUAGUCCUCAGUUCUGUUAAGUCUUGUCAGACCUACCCCAAGCAGGACCCCAUCCUUCCAGCUGUGGCUCACCCCCUCCCCCCUGCAAACCAGGCUCCCUGCCCUCCAGAAGAACAAACUUGGGCUCCCCCCAAAUGUGCUUUGGGGGAAGAACAACUAGAAGCUGCUCAGAGCCAAGCCUGAGGAACAAGGGGGAAGGGUGGCAGCAGAUAUGGGGCUGACAGGUGUGUGUCUAAAACAAGGCAUGCCUAUGGGGGGUUGGGGGUGGGGGUUGAGAAAUUUCCUGUACAGGAAUCUGGCCAUGUUGGAACAAGAUCAGAUGAGGGAAUUUCUGUGUAACCUCCCCUAGGGCUACUGCUGGGUGGCCUUGAUGAGGGCCUGUCACUGCCCGAGAGUAUAUGUCAGGUAGGCCAAGACAGGCCCUGGAAAGGAAGAAUUUUGGGGGGACGGUGGGGUGUGGGGAGCCAAUGAAGAGAUUUGCCAGCUUGGCUUUUGAGAACUUGUUUAGCUAUGCAGGCUGGGCAUGCUCAGAGGGCAUGAUGCCAGCCUGGCCUGGGCAGGCUCAGCUGUGGGCCUCAAAGACCAGUGCCAAAUGUUACCCCCUGGUGCCUGCACAGAGCAACCUGGGUUUCCUCCUCCCCAAACUCUCCCCUCAAGAAAGACCUGACCUAUGGGAAACUGGCUAGAGAUCUGGCCUUAGGAAGAGAUUGGUUAUUAUUAAUAGGGUAGGACAGAGCAGGGCAGCUAGGUGCCACAAUGGAUGGAGCGCCAGGCCCUGGAGUCAGGAGGACCUGAGUUCAGAUACUAGCUGUGUGACCUUGGGCAAGUCACUUCACCCUGUUUGCCUCAGUUCCCUGAUCUAUAAAAUGAGUUGGAAAAGGAAAUGGCAAACCACAACAAUAGCUUUGCCAACCCCAUGGAGGCAUGGACACAAUUGAAAACAGUCACAGAUCGACCUCCAUUUGUGUGUAGUGCUCCUGACCUUUCCUGGGGAGGGGACUGGGGCCACCUGGCUUCCAGAGUCAGAACCCUUUUUGAUUCUUUUUAUUAUCUGGGACCGGCUAGGGUUGGGCGGGCCCCCUGAGGAUAAAGAGCCUGACUUGCCCCACCCCACCCUAGCUAUUCCAAAUCCCCCAGUGUUUAUUACUCCUCAGUUGAGUUAGCUCUUAGACAAUGAGGAUUUCCCUCUGGGAGUCAAGCCUUGCCCCUCCCAGGAGUGACUGGUGUGCUUGCCUGGGGGUGUAGAGGAAUGGUACUUUCCUAAGGGCGACUGGGGUGCCUACAACUGGUCCUUCUCUUCCUCCCUCCCCCAAGAUUUGAAUUGUUUUCUCCCAGGACUCCUAGGCCUGAGGUUUUUCCUGAAGUUGAGACUAUGAAGAUCCCGUUUUAUUAGAGGCACUAGCAGCUCCCUGACCACUGAGAGGAGAAGGGCUUGGGGGCAGGUAGGUGGCCAGAGGUCACACUUGCAGCCAAUCACACCCUGGAGGAGGGGGUGGAGCCGGGAAGGUGCUGAUUACUCUGACUAGCCCUUCCUUCCCUCUGGAGCCCACCUCCCCCACCUCUGGGUGCUAGGUGUUUUUGAGGGGGGAGGUCAUUAAGGAGGGAGGGAAUCUGGAGUCCAGGCCUGCUGAGAGCAUCCAGGAUAAUGUGCACAGCCAGGUACAGAUUGAAUUGAGGGGGACCCAGAAGGUCUCGGGUGUGGGAGGGAGAAACAGCAGGGCAACUGAAUCCAGGAACCUCUCAUUAAAUGAAAUAAAGUUUCUAUUUUCUCUA